This is a messenger RNA of Paramecium octaurelia, 4748 nucleotides long. The record is from the annotation of a GenBank genome assembly. NCBI's taxonomy places the organism in Eukaryota, Ciliophora, Oligohymenophorea, Peniculida, Parameciidae.
AUGAAUUAAAUUUAGUAAGACACUGAAGAGCCAAUCUCAAAAUUAAAUCAGUUGAUGUUAACGGAUGAGCCCAUCGGUGAAAUUUAAGAUUUUCUCAAUUACUCAUUAUCAGAUGGCAAUUUCUCAAUUCAAGGCUCAAGAGUCAACACUAAUAACAACAUCCCUAGUUAAAGUUCUAAACAUAAAGCUCAUGAAUCCAAGAGAGUUACUUUUGAUUCUUCUCUAAGCAGCCCAACGAAUAAGUUUCUGAUGAAUAAGAAAAGUUUAAAAACUUCAGAACUUCAAUAAUUCCCAUAGCAAUAAAUAUAUAGUGUAAUCUAAUUUUGUUUUAUAAAACGAUUUAUUAACAGAAUAAGUUGGAAAAAGAAAAUCAAUUCGUAAUUCAAUCUUUAUUAAUACAAUAUUAUUCAAGAUUUAGGGUCUUCAUUUAAUUUAAAACUAUUUCGUGAUAGUGCAUUGAACUUGAAACCCAUGGUAAGCUAAUUUAGCCAAUCAUCUGAAGGGUUGUAGUAACUUGUUAAAAAAAAGUAAGAAUUGUCUAUCUAUAAAUAAUAGAGAAUUAUCAAAUAAGAUCAAAACGUAAAUUACUUAUUUAAAGACUUGCAAAGAUAACUUAAUAAAAAAAUUAGAAUUAGAAAUUGAGAAAAUUCCAUUGAUUACUCCUGAGUCAAGAUUGAAAAUAGUAUGGGAUUGUAUAGUGAUGAUGAGUAGACUCUAUUUUCUCUUUGUAAUUCCAAUUGAUCUAGCAUGGGAUAAAUAUUAGAUCAUAUACGGUGAACUCUAUAUACCAACCAUCCUUAUGAUUCUCCUAUUAGUUUUUGAUUUCAUUUUGAGUUUCAAUAGUUCAUUUUAUCAAUUUGGGUAAAUUGUGAGCAAUAGAGCAACUAUUGCUAAGAAUGUAAUCAGUAAAAGCUAUGGCUUAGAAGCAAUAUCAAUAUUGAUUGUUAUAAUUUAUGCCAUGAUUUCCUAAUCCUCCUAAUAUGAAUUCAAUUUAUUAACAGAUUGGUGGGAUUUAUUAAUGCUAUUGUUUUAUGUAUAAUGUCGGAAUAUUCCUAAAUUGAUUAGUCAAGUUGAAGAGUCUCUCAAUUUGUCAAAGCCAAGUAGCUCUUUAUUGGAAUUAUUCAAAUUAUUAUUAGUGCUAUUCUUUGUAUUACAUUGCUACUCAUGCCUUUGGUAUUUUGUAAAUUUAUUAAUUUAAUAUUUUCUUAGGUUGGCUACCAUAGUUAUCUAUAUUCUGAAAAAGGAAGUUGGUUAGAAUUCUACCAUGUUGAACAUGAAACUUGGUAAGUACAAUAUUUGUAUUCAUUUUACUUCUCGACAGUUACGAUGUUUACAAUAGGGUAUGGAGAUGUUGUUCCAAUCAGUUACUUAGAAAGAGUAGUAGCUAUUCUGUAUAUGAUGAUAUGCAGUAUUCAAUUGAGUUACAGUGUCAGUACUGUGGGGGCGAUUAUUGACACAAUUUCUGCUUAUGGACAGGAGAAGAUGAGAAAGAUGAGAAAAAUAAAUUCAUACAUGUAAAAUCGAAAGAUUGAAUAUCAAUUGCAAUAUUAGAUUAGAGAGUACUUGAAUUACUAUUGGGAAUCAUAAAAUUCAGUUGAGAAUGAUGAACUUAAUGAUAUCAUUAAUCAAUUAUCUGAGAAUCUCAAAGAGAAAUUGAUGAAUCAAUCUAAUUCUUUGAUUUUCCAAGAAUGUCCACUCUUUAAAAAUAAUUUUAGUGAUGCCUUAAAAUCAAAAUUAGUUAAUAAGAUAAAAUAAGCAGUAAUUCAACCUGAGAAUAUUAUAAACUUUGAUUCGAUAUUUCCAUAAUAACCACCAGGGUAGUUAUUUGUAUGUUUUGUUGAAUAUGGAGAGAUCCAAAUCUUUAUCCAAAAUGAUUCAGUUGAUCAAGUUCUUGAGAAUCCUUAAAUUGCUGAGGUAUUUAAGGUUGGUAAAGGUUCUAGCUUAGGUAUCAUCAGUUUCAUAAGUGGCAAAUAAUCCUAGGAGAGAUUCAGGAGUGUAGGCUUUUCUAAAUUGCUAAUGCUUUCUAGAGAUGACUUCUUAAAAGUCAUACAGGAUUUCCCAGAAGAUUAUGAAAGAUUUAGGAAUCUAUAUGAUAGUCUACAAUUUGAAGACCUAAGCGCAUUGCAAAUGAAAUGUUUUAGUUGUAAUUCCAAAACUCAUAGAGUGCUUUAAUGUCCCUUAUUGCAUUAUAUUCCUGACAAAGAAUUGAUUAUAAAACGGUUUUGUUACAGUCAAUCAUAAAAUAGAAAUUCUAAAUAUGAGAGAAAUUCUUUUAGAUAGAGAGGAUACUUUGCAGCUCGCUUUGAUUAAGAAGUAAUAGAACAAGAAGCUAAUUCAUUUAACAAUAAUAAUUGGAAGUGGGCAGAAUUUUAUGAAGAACCAGAAGAGGAUUCAUUAAAAAAGAGUGAUAUUCAUUAGUAAUAAAUUGUGCCAGUUUUAGAAUAAAAUAAUCAAAUUCCGUAGACACAAUUAUUAUAAUAAUCGCAAAAUAUCAUAAACACUAUUUAGCCUGUUUCUGAUCAAUCCUCUAAUUCCAAAAUUAAUUUAGAACCUCCAUCCAUAAAAAAGAAGGCCACCUUAUUCAAAUAGAGAACAAAGACAAUAGAAUUAUUAGACAUUGAUGAUAAAUAACUGAAGGCUACUCUUAUGAGUAAAGCAAGAAAUUAGAAUAUUUUCAAUAAUAAUCUUAUGAUAAUAAAAGAAGAAGAUAACCAAGAAAAUUCUCCAAGGGAGAAAUCUAUCCUAGGGGGGUAAAGCAGAGCAUCCUUUAGCUUAGAUUUAUUUAAGAAGAAACCAAAGGAAAACUUUCAGAAAAUGAAGAAAGUCGUUUAAAUGAUAACGAAUAUGAAUAGAAUGAAAAAAAGAUAAAAACUAAAAAAGGAAACAAAGUCAAUUAUCAAUCAAUUCUUGGAGGUAAUGCAAUCUUAGCAAUUACUCAAAGGAUUAUUAGCAAAAGUUCGAAUUAGAAUAAACCAAAUAUAAGAUGGAAAGAAACAAAUUUUGCAAGAGAAGGAUAUAUAAGAUACUAUGUUAUUAGAGAUUAAAUUAAAAAUGGAAAUUGAGUAAUUAAAUGAAUAUCAACAGAAGGAUCAAGAUUAGAUUAUGGAAUCUUAUAAGAAAUAUAAAUAUUAUUAGAUUUAAAAUAACUUAGACUAAAUCUUAGAAAAGAUGUACUUUUAUAAACAACAAACUACUUUCGAUAAUUAAUUAAAGAGUUACUAAUCAAAAUUACUACAAUAUAUGAUUUAUCCUGAAAUAUUUUUUGAAAAAUAUAGGUAUUAAUAAGUUAUAAUUCCAAAAUUUGAGGUAGAAGAAUCUAGAAGAGGAUCAGAGUAAGAUUCUGAACGCACUCUAAAAAGAAGUCGCAUGAUUAAAAAGAGUUUUAGAAAUCUAAAGUUGUCUCAAAUCAGGCCGAUGUCUGAUGGCACUGGAAAGUUUUAGAUGUGAUUCAUUAUAUUNAUAGAGUGCUUUAAUGUCCCUUAUUGCAUUAUAUUCCUGACAAAGAAUUGAUUAUAAAACGGUUUUGUUACAGUCAAUCAUAAAAUAGAAAUUCUAAAUAUGAGAGAAAUUCUUUUAGAUAGAGAGGAUACUUUGCAGCUCGCUUUGAUUAAGAAGUAAUAGAACAAGAAGCUAAUUCAUUUAACAAUAAUAAUUGGAAGUGGGCAGAAUUUUAUGAAGAACCAGAAGAGGAUUCAUUAAAAAAGAGUGAUAUUCAUUAGUAAUAAAUUGUGCCAGUUUUAGAAUAAAAUAAUCAAAUUCCGUAGACACAAUUAUUAUAAUAAUCGCAAAAUAUCAUAAACACUAUUUAGCCUGUUUCUGAUCAAUCCUCUAAUUCCAAAAUUAAUUUAGAACCUCCAUCCAUAAAAAAGAAGGCCACCUUAUUCAAAUAGAGAACAAAGACAAUAGAAUUAUUAGACAUUGAUGAUAAAUAACUGAAGGCUACUCUUAUGAGUAAAGCAAGAAAUUAGAAUAUUUUCAAUAAUAAUCUUAUGAUAAUAAAAGAAGAAGAUAACCAAGAAAAUUCUCCAAGGGAGAAAUCUAUCCUAGGGGGGUAAAGCAGAGCAUCCUUUAGCUUAGAUUUAUUUAAGAAGAAACCAAAGGAAAACUUUCAGAAAAUGAAGAAAGUCGUUUAAAUGAUAACGAAUAUGAAUAGAAUGAAAAAAAGAUAAAAACUAAAAAAGGAAACAAAGUCAAUUAUCAAUCAAUUCUUGGAGGUAAUGCAAUCUUAGCAAUUACUCAAAGGAUUAUUAGCAAAAGUUCGAAUUAGAAUAAACCAAAUAUAAGAUGGAAAGAAACAAAUUUUGCAAGAGAAGGAUAUAUAAGAUACUAUGUUAUUAGAGAUUAAAUUAAAAAUGGAAAUUGAGUAAUUAAAUGAAUAUCAACAGAAGGAUCAAGAUUAGAUUAUGGAAUCUUAUAAGAAAUAUAAAUAUUAUUAGAUUUAAAAUAACUUAGACUAAAUCUUAGAAAAGAUGUACUUUUAUAAACAACAAACUACUUUCGAUAAUUAAUUAAAGAGUUACUAAUCAAAAUUACUACAAUAUAUGAUUUAUCCUGAAAUAUUUUUUGAAAAAUAUAGGUAUUAAUAAGUUAUAAUUCCAAAAUUUGAGGUAGAAGAAUCUAGAAGAGGAUCAGAGUAAGAUUCUGAACGCACUCUAAAAAGAAGUCGCAUGAUUAAAAAGAGUUUUAGAAAUCUAAAGUUGUCUCAAAUCAGGCCGAUGUCUGAUGGCACUGGAAAGUUUUAGAUGUGA